AAAGCGACUAGUCUCAAUCGUCAAUCGUCGUUUGUCGGCAGUGGAGCUGGGACUGUAGAAAAUAAAGACUUAUCGAAAGUCUAUAACUCUUUAAGAAAAUGUAAAUUAAAUUACAAAUAUGAGUGCUAAUAUCAUUAUAGGAUUAAACUUAACGUCACAGUUGUCAUGACCAGUUAACUUCCAACUUGCAAACAACAAAACACACACGAUGGGCGAUGUUGUAAGCUUAUUUUCUGUGAUAAUCAUGAAAUUUAAAUCAAAGUUUAAUGAGAGUAAGAUUUUUUUUCACUAUAAUUUUCCGUGGGACAAGCUGAAAUCUAUAAAGUGGAUGAACGAGAGGGCUACAUCAAACAAAGCUUAUGUUCCUACCAGGGUGGAAAACCUAGCCAAUGUGUGUACCCACGCCUUGUGUGUGGCUCCAGCCUCAUUCGGUGCCCGGGAGUUGUUAACUCGCUCCGUGAACGCCCCUCAGGCCAUAGCCGCUGUGGUCUAUGGCUUGGCUCUGUGUUUGCUGUUUGCUGUCUCGACCACAUUCCAUUCCGUAUGCUGCUGCAAAUCCGAAACGAAGAUGAAACACUUCCUCCACCGCUGCGACCGCGCCAUGAUCUACAUAUUCAUAGCCAGCUCCUACUUCCCUUGGCUGACCGUGGGGACACUGUCAUGUUGGAUGCUCCGUGAACUGAGAUGGGCUAUCUGGCUGUUGGCUGUGUUGGGGAUCACCUAUCAGCAGAUCUUUCACGAGCGGUACAAGAUGUUGGAGCUCCUACUGUACUUGGUUAUGGGACUCGGGCCUGCUGUGAUUAUUGUCACUUCAAAUCAUCAGUUCCCGGCGAUGCACGACCUCAAGAUGGGAGGUUUGUUAUAUCUGAUAGGUGUGUUCUUCUUCAAGAGCGACGGUCGCAUACCAUUCGCUCACGCCAUAUGGCACGUGUUCGUUGCCCUGGCCGCCUCAGUCCACUACCUGGCGAUACUCAGACAUCUCUUCCCCGAACUUAACACAGAAUGACUGCCAUUAGGAAUCUCAGACGACGCUCUCUCAUUUUAUGUUUUCAAACGUUCCAUUUCAUAACGAUUUCAUCCGUUAACAAUUGCUUAAAGAUUUUAUACAACGCCAUACUAUUAGGUUCUAAUUUUGAACGCGUUCGGUGUAUUUUAUAUAUAAAUUAUUAAUGUUAAGAAUUAAGUACAGAAAAAAAUAAACAAUUUGUUAAUGGUCAGUAUUUGGCAAAUUUUUUUAUUAAUAGCAGAAAAUUCAAUGUAAAUUUACGCCUUUCAAUUGUACCAAUUCCUUUCAGGCGUAAUAUUUAAGCAGAAUGCUGAAUAUUUUACGAGUACGCCUAUAGGUAACCUUCAGUUAACGUAGUUAUUAACAUUGCGCAAAUAUCAUUAACCGCGUCUGACGUGCAUUGUGUCGCUGCUCUAUUUAAAUUAAAAAAAAAAACAUUGAACGCGUUCGUCUAGUAUAUUUUGUAAAAUAUUGUUGAAAUCUUAUUGUUGUAGUGUAUUAGUGUCCCAGAAUCUCGAGACCAAACCAACCCUAUUUAGAAUAUUUAAUGAAUGUUUUAGGUGUUUUUAGAGACGUUUAUAUCUAUACUUAUACGAUAACCAGUUUUUUCAACAGAUCUUUUAUACACCUAAUGUGAAUUUUUCCUUAGAUUAGUUACGUAUACUUGUUUAGAGUAAUUAGAUAAAUCUAUAGUGUAACUAUAUCGUGAACUAGAUUCUUGAGCAUGUAAUGUAUAAUGUAGGUACUUUCAUUGCUCAAUAUUUUGUGUUUUAAAAUUAGAUAACUUCCUCAUGUUUUUUUUUUAUUAAUUUGUUUGCUUUGACCGAUUUUAUACAGCCAAUGUGUAUGGAGUUUUUUUUUUAAUAUUUUUCUUCCGUUGUCUAUGAAUUUAGUGUCAUAGACUAUGUGUGUCAUAUACAAGUUGCGAUACAGUCGGUCUGUUUGUAAACUAGGUCGGAUCAAGCGGCGGGCGAUCGUGGUCCGUGUGUUAUGUAGGUCGCAUGAAUAUUAAACACGCAGGUAUUUCAGACCUCACAGAUAUUAAAUCAGACCGAAAUUAUAUAAAACGACUUUACUAUCCAACCUUUGUUUAAAAAAAAAAAAUAAAAAAAAUAUUUGAAUAUUCAAUUCCAGUUAGUUCCGUUUCAUGCAAAAAUAAUGUUGUCCUUAUUGGAAUUUUCAUACAAGUUAUGCGUCCAUUGCGUACAUGCAUUUCUUUUUUUAUUGCUAUUUUUAAGUCUGAUUAACGGUAUAGGUAAAGGAACAUUAUAUUUUAUUAUAUUGGUAUAGGUGUUUUAGUUUCCUCAUAAUACUGCGAUUCCGAAACAAUUUCUAGUCAAAAAUUUGCUUCAACCAUUUGUAAAGUGAUUGCAACAGAUUUUAAAAAUAUACAAUUUGAUAAUUCUUUAUUAUUGUAUGAAUAAUGAGACUUUGUUAUAAGUUUUAAACUUAACGAGAACUAUCAUUGUUUUCUAGUUUAUUCACUGCUAGUACAUGUUAUGGCAUCCAAAAAAAAAAAAAAACAGGAAUCUCGAGGCGGAUAAAAUUGCUAGUCUACUGCUAGAAGAUGCUCGUACUAAACACUUGCGAUCGUUUAUUACACAUCAUACUCACGUACGGUCUGUAUGAUAGUUAUGAAUCGGCACUAAAAACUUUGACAGUUUAAGUUUAUGAUAAAACGUGUAAUAAAGGUACUGUACCCCGAGUAGGACAUACAUUAGUAGGACGUUUCAAGGUUUCAUUAAGUUAAUCAAACAAUCAUUCAAUCAAUGGACAUGAGGCUUGCACCAAUAUUUGAAUGAGAAACGAACCUUCAUUAUGUUGACUAUCCAGUCGUACUCGGAGUACUGAAGUAUCGCCGCGAGCCGGUCAUUCAGGCAACAGGGUAAUAAUAUGCAGAACGCGGCUGCACAAGACAAUUAUUUAUAUUGUUUUUAAUCAUUCGAAUGUAUAUAUUUUGUUUAUAUUAUCCCACCACCAAAAUCGUAUCCUCUUAGAUAUACUGAGAAGUUAUUUCUUCCUAAUUUUUUUUUACAUAGAAUGUGGUGUAAACAUGUUCAAGAUUUCAAUGCAUGGUCUAUGAUUAGGGUCCAUGGUAAAGUUCGUUCUGACAUUUCAGAUGUGAUAUGUAGUAUCGUUUGAACCUAUCUUGAUGUCUUUAUUUAGAAAUGUAAGCAGUAUUUUUAUGUAAUUUACUAGUGGAACUAUCUCAUAGGACGUUACAAAAAUGACUCUUGUUGUGUAAAUGGGAUGGUUCGAUUUAGAUUGUAGAUGCAAUAGUUGUUAAACCAAUCUGUGUCUCAAGUCUUCCACGGAGAUGCCAUUGGUUUGAAACUUAGGAUUCUUAGUAUACAUAAUUUUGAUUCAGAAAAAUGCUAAGAUACGAUAUUUUAGAGAAGUUUCUAUUUGAUCUUCAGUGAAUUUUUCUGUCAAUUUACGCAUUAAAAAAAAUUAUUUAUAUCAUUGCUAUAUAAAUUAAGACGAUUUUAAAUAAUUUAUUUUUAUUUAAAAAAAUAUUUAUUCAAAUUCUCGUUAAAGAAAAGUUUUUUCUGUAAAAAGUGAACUGGCUUUUGAUCAAUUUCACUUAAUUGCAGAAAAAUCUUUGUGUCUUUAAUACGGAAAUAUUUUUUGGAAAAUUUAUUAAGUUUUAAAAAUCCUGAUACAUCCUUUCAAAUGUAUAUUUAAGUAUUAGGAAUUACUGAUCUAGAAAAUUAGCCAAACUAAUUAUAUGAAAAAUAUAAAUUCCAUUUAGAUAUUAAUUGUGAAAGUUGAUUUUAUAAUUCAUAUAAUUGUAUAUUUAUAUGUAACUUGCAUGAUUUUUGUUCUUCAUUAUUAACAUUAUAUAAGCAAUUUCUAAAUAAAAUAUCUACAUUUCCUUGAAGUAUAUUCCGUAGUUAAAAAACUACCUCAUGAAUUGGAAUUAAAUCCUAUGUAAAAUUCAUUGAAAUUUAAAUAAUAAUUGACUUAAUAAAUAAUAUAAUUAAAAUUUUAUUAUCAUAAUCUACAAUCUCAAUAUAUCAAUGUUGUUAUAAUCUGUAUUUAAUUUUUAAGUAAUUCAUAAUGUUACGUCACGUCACCUUCAAUAGUGGACCCUGGUAUAGUUUUGUAGCGGUUUUUGGGAAUAAAAUAAAAGAUUUACAUUCAAA
Molecule: messenger RNA, 4152 nt
Organism: Danaus plexippus (monarch butterfly)
Lineage: Eukaryota; Metazoa; Arthropoda; Insecta; Lepidoptera; Nymphalidae
Product: monocyte to macrophage differentiation factor
Exons: 4
Coding region: 209-1006 (265 amino acids)
Cellular component (GO): membrane
Molecular function (GO): pore-forming activity
Source: RefSeq, a predicted model, not a curated record